Messenger RNA from Leptosia nina, 261 nucleotides. Lineage: Eukaryota; Metazoa; Arthropoda; Insecta; Lepidoptera; Pieridae. The record is from the annotation of a GenBank genome assembly.
AUGUCUGAUUUACGAGCAACCGUUAGGCGCUUCGAGAACACAUUUCGUCGCCUUCCAACGGCCAUUCCUUAUCCUGCUGUACCUAAUGGCAUGACAUCAGCCUACGGAUAUGGGCGAAAUUACCUUCACCCACUAUCUUUACGAUACUACGAGGCUUUUCGCGAAACGGAAUAUAACCAAGACGUUCGCAAGAAGAGCGCUCUUGUUUAUGGUGUUUGUGACUGUGCUUGCAAUUCUGUGCGGAAGCCAUGGAUGAGCUGA